This is a messenger RNA of Oryzias melastigma (Indian medaka), 1611 nucleotides long. It is a transcript of the gene plekhb1, whose product is annotated as pleckstrin homology domain containing B1. Lineage: Eukaryota; Metazoa; Chordata; Actinopteri; Beloniformes; Adrianichthyidae. The record is from RefSeq and is a predicted model, not a curated record. The transcript has 6 exons. Gene Ontology annotation, biological process: regulation of cell differentiation. Gene Ontology annotation, cellular component: membrane. The coding region runs from base 1017 to 1577 and encodes 186 amino acids.
AAUUUAAAAACUUAGAUAUCCACAAAACCGUAUGUUUUGGUUUUUGUUAGUGGAUUCUGAACUUAUUUUUUUAUGCUAAAUGAAAGGAAUUGUGAAGACAAUCUGGUUUUUGUAGUUCAUAGCAGGGGUGGAGCUACAGGGGGAGAAGGGGGGCUGCUGCCCCACCAGUAAAAAUCUUUGCCCACCUCCAGUUUUUGAGUCAAUAUUAUUUUAAAUAUCGACAAAGCUUAAAAUAAAUCACCAAUUCAAGAUUUUAUGAAUUACUAGUAGCAUUUUAACUAAAAUAACUGGUGUUUUAAUAUUUUGCCCUUCUCAUUUUCCACCCUUCCAAGGUUUUUUUUGCCCCCACAUGGUUUUGCCAGGACUGCUGCAGGACAGAAUAUAAUCUGAACCUUAAAUUUUCUCUGAGAUGAUAAUCCAUUAAAUGAUUAAUUUUACACUAAACACCAAACAGAUGAAAGAGAAAGGUAUUUAAAGCAUGAAAGGUGAUGGAAGUGCUAUAAAUAAAACCACAUGGUUAUGAAAGCGACCAGAAGUCUCCCAGCUAAAAAAAGAAACAAUGCUGCUGUAUUUUACCUGCAGGCACCCGGGCAGGUAAAGACGCUCACACCUGACCUGGAGACUAUUUUAGGCUAAUCCUCCUGUUGUUCAUCCGAGAGAUUAACUCAGAAAACGUGCUUUAAAACAUCAAAACCUGACAGGUUUGACUUCAAGAGAAUGUCAUUUUUGUGUUAUAACAAAGUAUUGACAAUGUAGAGGCCAAACGAGGAGAUAAAGAGACAGAAGUCAGUCCAGAAAUAGUGAGGAGGGAUGACCUGGGGGGGCGUGGCCUGAUAAUCCAGAAGGAUCCUGUGAGUCAAUCCUGGUGGGAACCAGAUUUAUCUCCGAGUGUGUAACGACCCGAGGAGGUAAUAUAAAAACAAGCGCAGGUUUGAAUCCCGUCAGCUGGUGAACAGCUUCUUCUGCUGGUGAAGGACCAAACGUCAAAGCAACAAAACGGACAGCAGCUGAGGAUCAUGGCGCUCCUGAAGUCGGGCUGGCUCUGGAGACAGACUGCGGUGCUGAAACGCUGGAAGCUGAACUGGUGUGACCUCUGGAUUGAUGGGAGUCUGUGCUUCUACAAGAGUGACAGCAGGCGGGAUCUGGAGCUGCGCGUCAGCCUCAAGAUGACAUGUAUCGACGUGCGGACUGGCCUGGAGUGCGGAGUAGGUGUGAAUCCACCAGAGAGCAAUCCCAGAGAGAAUCUGAUCGUGCUUCACUUCAGAGACGGUUCAACGCUCAACCUGUGUGCCAACAGUGAAGACGAGUCUCUAGCGUGGAAACUGACGAUGCUGGACACCAGGAGAAACCCGGUGUUCCAGUACGACCCGUAUGAUGACUCCUACCAGGCUGUUCCUCUCAACGGCUACCACACCAUCUACAUCACUCCAGGAGCAGGGCCAGGAACUCACCAGGUUGUGGUUCAGAGAGAUCCGUUUGACGGCGUCGCAGAGAGCGUGGCGCUGGGUCUGCUGGCAGGUGUGGCGGCGGGAGCGGCCAUGCGCUCCUUCCUCUGGAUGCCCUUCUUCUUCUGCUGAGAUGAUCCACACAAAUCCCUGUAGACCUUAGAGU